Molecule: messenger RNA, 1602 nt
Organism: Oncorhynchus tshawytscha (Chinook salmon)
Lineage: Eukaryota; Metazoa; Chordata; Actinopteri; Salmoniformes; Salmonidae
Gene: rabepk
Product: Rab9 effector protein with kelch motifs
Exons: 8
Coding region: 418-1494 (358 amino acids)
Molecular function (GO): protein binding
Source: RefSeq, a predicted model, not a curated record
CGCUGUUACGUCGUUUACGCGCGGACACGACAUUUUGUUGUUAGCUAGUUGGGAAAGCAGCUAGUACAUAUUUUCGUGCAGCUAAACCGUCAACAUGUCUUUAUAUUGAUUAAUGUAGCUAUAUUAUACAUCAUAUAAUUGAAAUAACAGCUAAACGACGUGCAACAGAUAACACUGAGCCUUCGAACGUGGAUUAUUAACUUUCCCAGUGUGGCAUGGUACAUCCAGCAGCCUAGCCAAAUAAAUGUCACCUUCUAUUUGUGCAACGAGACGAGAUUAUGGAAGGAUGACCUCGCGAGAUCCCUUCUAGCCUAAUUUUACAACGGCAGCAGCAUUUUCUCCCCCAGAAUGUUAGUGGACACAAUGGUUCGGUUUAUGCCUGAGCUGAUCUGAUCAUCAUUGUAACUGAUCAUCUGAAUGGAUGCCUCCCACAGAAAAAUGGAAUUACUUCCUGUGCUGGAUCCAGAGGAUAAACCACGAGCAGGACUGUGGUAUGCUAUGAUACCCAGAGGAGGUGGUCCAGGAGUUAGUGUGGGCCACACCUGUAUAUACAUCCCCUCUGAGGAUGAUGGCAAGGGGAAAGUCCUGAUCAUAGGAGGAGCCAACCCUAAUGGCAGCUUUUCAGAAUCCCAUGUCAUAAACCUGGACAGUCACGAGUGGGACAUUCCUGAAUGGGAGGGUCUGGAGGCACGGUAUGAACACUGCAGCUUUGUCCCUGAGAGCUGUCCACAGAGCCUGUGGGUGUUCGCUGGGGCACAGCAGAGUGGCAACCGCAACUGUGUCCAGAACCUACAACUCACAGACGGUGGAUUGUGGAAGGGUGUAGAGGUGAAAGGGACGCCCCCCUGUCCCAGGACGUAUCACACUAACUCAGCCAGCGUCGGGGACCGACUGUUUGUCUUCUCUGGAGGGGACUCAGGGGCCACACCUGUCUCGGACCCCAACCUUCACGUCUUCGAUACAGUUUCCUGCACCUGGUCUCAGCCAGACACACAGGGCAGACAUCCCCCUGUAAGACAAGGCCACGUGGUGACUGCGGUAGGACCCAAAAUCUAUAUCCAUGGAGGCAUGGCAGGAGAGAAGUUCUACAGCGACAUCUACUCUCUAGACACCAGCAGUAUGAAGUGGGAGAAGGUCCAAGCCAAAGGAGACAUACCCCCGGGGGUGGCUGCCCACUCGGCUGUGGCCCUCGGAAAGAACAUCUACAUCUUUGGAGGGAUGACCCCAGAAGGGGCCAGCAAUGCAAUGUACAGAUUUCAGUGUGACAAACAGCGCUGGACCCUGUUGAGGUUUGAAGGGAACAUGCCACCCAACAGACUGGACCACUCCAUGUGUGUCCUACCCUGGAGAGUAAGGCCUGAGCACACCAGUGGAGAGAGAGACCAGGCCCAGAGCUCCUCAGCGUCAGGGACCGUACAGCUGGCAUUUGUGUUUGGAGGGAUGGACACUCAGGGGGUCAUACACAGUGACUGUGUUGUAACUGUCUUAACGUGACCUUGAUAGCUACUGCUCUGGGAAAUACCGUGUUUAUGUGCCUGUAUGUUUAAUUGUUGCAGUUCAUUUUAGCACCACAUUUUUCAAAUAAAUCCAGUGUCAAACUGA